Gloeophyllum trabeum ATCC 11539 is the source of this 357-nucleotide messenger RNA. RefSeq lists its product as uncharacterized. Gene Ontology annotation, molecular function: nucleic acid binding. The record is from RefSeq and is a predicted model, not a curated record. Bases 1 to 357 code for a protein of 118 amino acids. Gene Ontology annotation, biological process: tRNA splicing, via endonucleolytic cleavage and ligation. The transcript is spliced from 5 exons. NCBI's taxonomy places the organism in Eukaryota, Fungi, Basidiomycota, Agaricomycetes, Gloeophyllales, Gloeophyllaceae.
AUGGAUAGCCAUCCCUCGUUUGCUGUCCUGUCGCCUUUCGUCUCAAAAUAUCCUCGUGCCGCAGGAAGCAUAUUUCAGGCAUACAAUGAUUUGCUGCUAGCACAGCAGUGGAAGGACCUCGAAGUGAUCGAUCUCCCCAAGUGCUCUCGUUGUGGAUUUCGUGGCCGAAAGCCAGAAACUGACGCCGUCCUUGCAGUAAUCCCGUGCUCGCUUUCAGAGUCCAUCUCAUUGUCGUGGUUACAAUCCGCUUUUGACGAGCUCGAGAGACCACCGGAAGUUUACGUCGCCAUUACAGUGGAGGACUCUUCCAUAGUUUACUACAAAGUCAGCCCGGGCAUCGUCAAGCCCCCACUCUAG